UGAUGAUCCAUCUGGAGUCUGGAUCUGGAUUUUGUCGUCUUCACUUAAGUCUCUUAACUGACUACAAACUGAACAGUUAUCUCUGAAUUUAGCUGAAGUCAGCACUUUACAGAUUUGUUCUACAUGAGCUGUUUGAUGCAGAAAAGAUUAAAACAGGUGUUAUAAGUCAGACUGUGAGCCUGGGCUCAAAUUUAUCAAGCAUCUCAGAAUCACACUGAGAGUUAACAAGGACUAAAACUAAUGAAUGAAGCAGAAGAGAAUUGACUGUGACUUUCAGCAGGAGAAGGAUUACUGCUGGGAGAGAGUGAGACGUGGCUGUUUUACCAGUCAGAGCAGCAAAGUAGAAAUAAUGAUGACGUGUUGUAGUUUUCUCACAGUCUCAGCUGGAAACAUUAAACAGUUUUAAUUUGGUAUAUUAUGUGUGUAUUAAUUAAGUGUACAAGCAGGUUACUUACCAAGGUUAUGUAAUAAAACUGGUGCUAAAAUUCAUUAUAAGAUGAUAUUUACGAACAAAUCAAACUUAAUCACUUCUUAAAACUCAUUUUUAUCCACUGAUCUACCAAUUAUUUUUGUUUUAUAUGCUGUUCGUGUUAAAUUUGAAUCUUGUGUCUGUUUUUCUGGUUUAUUUUCUUGCUGUUUGCUUGUGUUUGUUUUGUAUAAAGCGUUCUGUAACGUUGGUUUUAAGAAGUUUUAUCCAUUUCUCUUAUUUGUUCUUGGUUAAAAAAAAAUAUUGUCAGGUUAAGCUGCCAAAUAUGACACAAAAAGACAGAAAAUGGAGGAGAAAAAAAAGUCUCAUCAUCAUCAUCAUCAUCAUCUGCCUCCACCUGCACCUCCUCUCUUCCUCACACACCUCCCCUUCCGUCUCUGGCUGUCAGAUGAGAAGAACCUCGGCUUCUCCUCGGUGCUCCUCCUGCUGCACGGCGGCUCUUCCUCCCUCAGCCAGGCCGCUGUAGGGCACCGCAGGGCGGGGAAGCAGCGUCUCAGGACGGGGUGGCGGUGGAGCAGAUCUCUGGAGCUCUGGAGCUCCGGCAGCGUCCUCCUCUCUCAUGCUGCGUGCAGAGGACCCGCAGACAGAUGCACGGAAAUAACCACCGGCUGUUUUCCUUGAUGCAUCAUUUCUGCACUGAGCGAAGCUGCAGAGAAAUAAACUCCAGGAGCAGAUUUAUUCCAGUUUGAGGCGCAGAAGAGGAGCCGGAUUUCUCACCAUGUUUCUGUUCUUGUGUCUGACAUGGACACAGCUGCUGAUCACAGAAUCGUCCUCUGGUGAUCUUGAGCUGCGUCUCUUCCCUUCACGUCGCUCCAGUCGCCUCCCUCAGCCGGACCUGACCUACCAGUACGAUGUGGAGAACCCAUCAGAGCCCCACAUCCUCCACCAUCACCACCACCACCAUCAUCCUGAUCAUCCUGAUCAUCCUCACCACCGUCCUCAUCAUCAGCACCCUGCCAAGGUAGCCAAAGUGAUGCCAGCUGCACUCUUAAAGUCUCGGUUUCGUCAGGAGGCCGGCGGCCAACGAACCCUCAACCUGCUGGCUCGGCCGGAGCACGAGGUGCAGCCGGAGCACAAGGUGCAGCCGGAGCACGAGGUGCAGCCGGAGCACGCCGUGGUGUCUGCACGCCAUCUGGUUACCGUGUACCUGGCUGUGGAUGUGAGGAGGCUGAACGUCAGUCUUCUUCGGUGGUUUCGGGAAGGUGUAGCCGCAGCGUUGGGCGUUUCUGUGGGACACGUGCACAUCAACCGACUAAAUGAGAAGAAGAAUGGCAUCGAGCUCUUCGUGUCCUCUGAUAGGCUGGGGAUCUCCGAGCCCCGCCCAGCUGAAGAAGUCAUCCAAUCACUGAACGUCAGGGUCCUUCAUCGCCACCUCGGGCACUUCGGCAUCACUGAAGUCUCUACUGAGAAGAACGUCCUGCAGGGAGAGCAGAGGGAUCACGUGUGGAGCCAGGAAGGGUUUUACGCCGUCGUCCUCUUCUUCACCGUCUUCGUCAUUGUCAUCACCUGCUUGAUGGUUUUGUACCGACUUAAAGACAAAGUUCAGGCUUCUGACAGACAGCUGAAAGCUCCGCCUCCUGACCUCCACCUGACCCCGACCAUCCCCCCAGACUCUGCCCAGAGGUCAAAGGGCACCAAGGUUCUGAUAGGAAGCAUGGUCCAAGCUGAGCUCCCUCCAGCUGUAGCCACGCCCAUCCUCCAGCAGCAGCCAAUCACAGCCUGCCGCCGCCUCGUGCCACCUGUCGUCCCUCUGCACAGCUCCGCCCCCGCCCCUGUCGUCAACGGCAACAACCAAAUCCUCCAGGCCAACGUUGCCCCGGCGACGGCCAGUAACGAGCUGAAGCCCUGCCCCUCGCCUUUCAGGAUGAAACCUACUGCAGGACUUCAAGAGAGACGAGGCUCUAAUGUCUCUCUGGUGUUGGACAUGUCCGCUCUGGGGUCCGUGGAGCCUCUCAGCGUUGCCGUGGUAACCCCGAGGGAAGCAGCGGCCAGGGAGUACCUGCUGUCUGCCGGACGGCCACUCACACGGCAGCAGCUCCGUGACCUCAUCAACAACACGCACAAGCUGCACGCUGAGUUUGCCGAAAUACCCAUGAAUUUCACUGAUCCCAAGGAGCUGGAUAUCCCGAACCAUGGACCCAAAAACAGAUACAAAACCAUACUGCCCAAUCCUCAUUCCAGAGUGAUCCUGAAGUCGAAGAGCUGCAACGACCUGCUGAGCUCCUACAUCAACGCCAACUACAUACGGGGUUACCUAGGCGAUGAGAAGGCAUACAUCGCCACGCAGGGUCCCAUGGUAAACACGGUGAAUGACUUCUGGCAGAUGGCCUGGCAGGAAGAGGCGCCCGUCAUCGUCAUGAUCACCAAACUGAAGGAGAAGAACGAGAAGUGUGUUCUGUAUUGGCCGGAGAAGAGGGGGAUCUAUGGGAAGGUUGAGGUUCUAGUCAACAGCAUCAGAGAGUGUGAACACUACACCACUCGCAGCCUCACACUAAAGUGUGGGAAUCAGACUCGUACUCUGCAGCAUUACUGGUACACAUCAUGGCCGGACCAUAAAACACCCGACUCAGCACUGCCUCUGCUGCAGCUGAUGACCGACGUUGAGACGGACAGACGGACGGCUGCCACCGUUGGACCGGUUAUAGUUCACUGCAGCGCUGGGAUUGGCCGAACGGGCUGCUUCAUCGCUACCACGAUAGGCUGUCGGCAGCUGCAGUUGGAAGGAGCGGUGGACGUACUGGGCAUCAUCUGCCAGCUCCGAGCCGACAGAGGUGGAAUGAUCCAGACAGGUGAGCAGUAUGAGUUCGUCCAUCAUGCCUUGUGCCUAUACGAGGCCCGCCUCUCUGCAGAAACCGGCCAAUGAGCUCGUGCCGCCACAGGAGGCGGUAGCUUAAAGCUGGAUUGUGAGUCCUUUAGCAGGUAUGAUCUCUGAGCUUUGGGGAUUUCUGGAGGAAGUCUUUGAACUUGAUGGACAACCAAUGAGGACUGUUGUGGGCAAAGCCUGCUGAAGAAAAGAGGUAAUUUUCCGAAAGUGGAAUGUAUCAGUUCUUCUUGUCUGCAGUUUCUACUUCACGUGGUUCUUCAGAGGAACUCGAGACCCACCCACUUCACUCUCUCUUAGCCAAUUGACUGUCGGAUUGUGUCGUUUUUAACCAACCAGACUGUCCUAUUACCUCUUUCCUGUCAUGGAGCUGUAGAAAUAGUUUGAAGUGACUGACUGAAAUUGAUGGUACAGUACAUUGUUAAUUAACACUAUGGUGUUUCUGUGUCUUAUAGGAUUUUAAAAUUAUUUUGUAAUGCGAUGUUCUUAUAAGAAAGGAAAAUGACUGUUAGCUGGUUGCACCUUUAGUUUUGGUUAGUAGCUUUUUGCUGCCACUAUCGAACCAACCCUUCCAGCCCUGUUUAUGACCUCAGCACACUGUCUGUAACUCAGUGAUUUGGUAAUAUUGUGCUAAUUACACAAACCUACCUGUUAUCUAGCAGCAGUUUGUAUCUUCAAAGGCAUUUUCAUGAUUUCAUCUACAUUACUGUGCAAAGGUUUUAUGCACUUAAAGUGAGGGUGCUCUCAAAACUAAAAUGAUGUUGAUAAAAAGUCGAGUAAACAGAAGAAACUAAAUUAAAUCAAUAUUUUGUGUGAGCACACUUGAUGUUUGGGCUCGUUGUCAUGUUGCAGAAUAUAUUUGGAAUUGAUCAGACACCUCAUUGAUGGUGUAACAUUAUGGAUAAGGAUUUUAAACAUCUGAAGUGCCUAAAACCUUUGCACAAUACUGUAUGUCUCAUUCAUUAGAAAGUCCUUUUAAACUUUCAGAGAUACAAAAAUGUUGAUCUUGAAAAGCUAGCUAACUAGCCUGAAGACCCAUUAAACAUUAUUAUUAUUUUUUUUUCAAAAUCAACAUAACAUUUUUAUUCAGGACCAUUGACACUAACAGCAGCUGUUUGCUACAGUUUACAAUGAAUCCGACAGUUAAAGUGGUAUAAUGAAAACAUCAACACAAAAACUGAUUAUGAAAAAUAUCAUCCACAGGAGCCGUCUGUCCCUCCAUGCGUCUUCAGACAGUCUUUUAAAUGAGACUGUGAUUAAAUGAUUUACUUUAUAGGUACUUUACCCUUAAAGCUGCAGUUGGUAAGUCUUAUAAAAGUAACUAAAGGUCAUAUUUGCUAAGACUGUCACUAUGUAAAGACAGCAUUACAUGAAACUAGUAAUCUGUUAAACAAACCAGGCUCAUUUAGCCCCACCUACUGCUCCUACUGCAAAUUGCCAGAAUCCACCGUGACCGGACAAAAAGAACCAAUCAGAGACAGGAUGGUGUCUGAUGGAGUGUCUGACAGCUGUCAAUCACUGCUCACGCACACAGCCCCCUCCCCCUUCCUCCUCAGCUCGGUCAAACCAGGCGUGGAGUUCCGGUCCUCUGAAAUGAGGCCAACGCGGAAGUAACUUAAAACUGCAUUCUAUCAAAAGGCCACCAGGG
Scomber scombrus (Atlantic mackerel) is the source of this 4956-nucleotide messenger RNA. It is a transcript of the gene ptprr, whose product is annotated as protein tyrosine phosphatase receptor type R. The transcript is spliced from 17 exons. The coding region runs from base 1206 to 3350 and encodes 714 amino acids. The record is from RefSeq and is a predicted model, not a curated record. Gene Ontology annotation, biological process: protein dephosphorylation. Gene Ontology annotation, molecular function: protein tyrosine phosphatase activity; protein binding. NCBI's taxonomy places the organism in Eukaryota, Metazoa, Chordata, Actinopteri, Scombriformes, Scombridae.